Molecule: messenger RNA, 450 nt
Organism: Aureobasidium melanogenum CBS 110374
Lineage: Eukaryota; Fungi; Ascomycota; Dothideomycetes; Dothideales; Saccotheciaceae
Exons: 2
Coding region: 1-450 (149 amino acids)
Source: RefSeq, a predicted model, not a curated record
AUGGCCAGCAUGGAUGCACAAAAAAUCGCCCAUCUCCAAUUGCAGCUGAAUGAAAAGCUCGCAGCCUUCAAGCACGAGGAGGCGAACAUCAACAAAAACAUGGCAUCUUGGGUCGCUCUUAACGACCUGAGCAAGCGCAUCAAGGAAGUGUUCCCAGAGGUCAAAGACGUUAUCGACCUAUCUUCCCCUGAAGCAGCAAGCGCUCUUGCCGGCAGCAAACUCAUUUUGAAUCACGACAUUCGCAUCAAUCAAGUCAUGGCAAGCAUGAGGGAGAACUUCAAGCAAAUUUGCAAGAUGCUGGAGGAAGCCCAAGCAAUUGUCGAUCAGCUGAAGCAGGAUAACAAGGACAACAAGAGAUAUGAAGAGGUUCUGAAGGCACUCGACAAGCCCAGAGCUGACUGGGCGAUUACCAUCAGGAGGAUGGCUGCCAUCAUGCAGAGACUCGGUUGA